AUGUGGCGGCUGCCGCAGGUGCCUCCUNCCAGUUAUAGGAACAAAUUGGCAAAAGAGAAAGCCUGGAAUUAUGUGGCGGCUGCCGCAGGUGCCUCCGUAGAGCAGUGCCAGAGUCGCUGGAGGUCUCUUCGAGACCGUUUUGUGAAAGAAAGCAGGAAGGCGCCUUCUGGAAGUGCUGCGAAGGACAUUGGUGGUUGGCAAUACAUGGAGGCGAUAGGAUUCUUGGCACGUCACGUUGCACCUCGACAGACUUUUGGUAAUACCACUUUCGACAGCGUGGGAAGUGUUUCGCCACAAACGGAGCAGCACAUUAUGUAUGAGUCGCAACCAAAUAGUACCUCUUUCGCUAGCGUGGAAACUUUUACGCCACAAACGGAGCAGUAA
Messenger RNA from Rhagoletis zephyria (snowberry fruit fly), 384 nucleotides. RefSeq lists its product as uncharacterized. The record is from RefSeq and is a predicted model, not a curated record. Gene Ontology annotation, biological process: regulation of transcription by RNA polymerase II. Gene Ontology annotation, cellular component: transcription regulator complex; nucleus. NCBI's taxonomy places the organism in Eukaryota, Metazoa, Arthropoda, Insecta, Diptera, Tephritidae.